AUGUGGCAAGUUAUUGCAAUUGUGGUAUUUAUCACUUUCGCUUCCUCUUUACCUAAUAGGAAAAGAGAUGAUAACUUAAGAGUAUCUAGAAAACGGAAGCAAUCACUUUUGAUCAAAAGACAGAACAAUUGUCCAACCGGAUAUUCUCCAUGUAAAGGGGGCUGUUGCGACGAUAUUUGUGGUCCUAAACCUGAAUUAUGCGAAGACGAUACUUGCUGUCGUGCCGGCGAAAUUUGCACCGAUGACGGAGGAUGCGAAUGA
Messenger RNA from Funneliformis mosseae, 261 nucleotides. NCBI's taxonomy places the organism in Eukaryota, Fungi, Glomeromycota, Glomeromycetes, Glomerales, Glomeraceae. The record is from the annotation of a GenBank genome assembly.